Callithrix jacchus (white-tufted-ear marmoset) is the source of this 8040-nucleotide messenger RNA. The record is from RefSeq and is a predicted model, not a curated record. Lineage: Eukaryota; Metazoa; Chordata; Mammalia; Primates; Cebidae.
AUGGUCCCAUCAGUUGCUCAACAACCUGAGUGCAGUUUCCACAAUCCAGCCAUUGAGCCCGGGGCAAAAGACCGGCCGGCCUCCGUGCAGACACCUCCAACCACAGAAAAGACGCUGCCGAAGAGACCAAAAAUCUUCCACCAUCCCCCCAGCCGAUCUUUAUAUCCAGUUCUCCCACCCCACCCCCCCUUCUCUUUCUUUUUCUUCUUCCACGUCCUCCCCUUUCCGCCUCGGAGCGGGAGCGAUGGAAAAGGUAGGGGGAGCCGCGAGGGCCAGGGGUGGCUUCUCCGCCAAAACGUCCUCUUCCUCGUCCUCCCGAGGUUCUCUCCCAGCCGCGGGUCCCCCCUCGCGCCCGCAACCUCCGCGGACAGCCGGAGCGAGAGCCACGCAAACUCCUUCCCGGGUGCACGACGGGGGCGUGCGGGCAGAGCGGGCGCCCGGCCGCCGAGCACUGCGUCCCGGGGGCCGGCGAGCCCCGAGCCCUGGGGGUGGCUGAUUAGCUCGCCGGCCGGGCCGGGCGGCCGCGGGCAUGUGGGAGCUUCAUCGCGCGGCCCCGGGCUCCGCGCCGCCGCCGCCGCCGCUGCCGCUGUCUCUUCGGUUCUUUCUCUUCUUCGACUCCCCAGGAGCGAGCGAGGCACGGGCGCUCUCCAGACACGCACACUCACACACGCGCACACACGAGCGAGCUCCUGCCAAAGCAAACCGUGCAACCCGCGCGCGCGCACUCCCGGAGGAAGAGGACGGAGGCAAAAAGAGAAGAAAGAAAGGGGAGGGGGCGAGUCACAGGCGGCGGCGGCAGCAGCUGCCGGAGCGGAGGCAACAAGCAGUCCGGGAAAAGCCAGCAGUGGCGGCGGCGGCAGCGGCGCCCACCCCGACCAGCUGCAGCAUCUGCAUCCCCGCUCCUGGGAACUGGAGCGAGCGGUGCCGGGCGGCAGGCUAAGGGGGGCGACGCGCCGAGAGCGGGUCAGAGCGCGGGCGCGCGGGGGCCUUGCAGCCUGCGCGCGAGGCGGACGCAGCCGGGGCCAGAGCCGAGGCCAGAAUGAGUCGCCGGCGGGCGGGCGACGAGAGCUCCGAGAGCCGGGGAGGGGGCUCGCGCCGGGGAAAGGGGAGGCCGGCAAAACCCGGAUCUGGAGUGCUCGCGGGCUCCGCGGCGCGGGCUCCACCUAGCAGUUCGGCAAACGCUCGGAGGUGCGAAUCAUUCUUUAUUUUCAUCAUGCAAGUACCGAGUCUGAAAAUGUUUUCUGCCUUUGGUCCUUUUUAUGUUCCUUCAAACUUAACUCAACCUGCAAGUUCAUUGCAGUUUACAGUAUCUCGGUCUGAUGAUGAAGCGUGGAGAUUCAAUUAUCUUAUUUCAUGACAUCAAUGGAAAUUACCAUAAUGGAUACAGAAAGGUGCCCAUUCCAAAGCCAUGCCUUCUGAGAGAGAAAAAGUCUGCUCAAGUUAAAUGAGUGACCUUGGUCAAUUGCUGAAUCGUUUGGUGCCUUUUUGUAAAGCAGAGUGUUGAGUAGAUGAUUUGUCAGGUCUUUUCCUGAUGCAGAAUUUUGUGAUUUCAAAUGGCUGUUAUUUUCUCUACUAGGACACUCAAGUCACUAAUGUAUAUCAUCUUCAUCCAACAAGCACAUUACAUCCAUAGUUAAAUUUCCCAAAUUGUAUUUGAUUGUAUACAUUUAGAACUACUUCUAGGAGCUCUUUAAAAGGUAAUAUCAAUCCCAGCAUAUCUGAAGAACCUAAAACCUCUUUAGAAUUAAAACUAUACCCGACACAAAAUAACAGUUAAAAUCUCAUUCAAUUCUUUAAAGCUCAACUCCAAUCCAGCAUUCUCCAAGAAGCCUUUUCUCACCAAUGCUCCCUCCCCAAAGUCACUCCUUUCAUGACAUUUCAUAACACUUUGAUGACAUCUGUUGAAUAACACCUAUUUUAUUCUGCUUUUUCCCUUGCUCCUUUUAAAUCAUCAAUGGUUUGUCAGUUUGCCUCUUCAGAUUAUAGUUUUUCUUAAAUGCAAAUUCCUAGUUUUGUCUGUAUAAGAAAAGAUUACUCUAUAUCCACAGUCCUUUGCGCCAUAGUUACUCCUUUAAAAAAUAUCAGGGGUGAGAAGGGACAUUUAAUGAUAUUGCUGAAUUCUGACCAACUAGAUGUUCACAAGCUGAAGUUAUGCUACUUGAAUUUGUCUAAUACCGGACAUCCAUGUACUCCUCUGGGUACUUAGAGAAAAUACAAAUUGACACCUGGAGUCACUUGUUACUUAGAUAGUUUUGGAAAGAGUAGACUCUAGCCAAUUGUGACAAGAGGCUCUUAACUGUAAAGGAGGAAAAAUGGAAGUUACUCAGUUCAUCUCUCAAAUGCUUAAUGUUUGUGUUAAGAUAAGUAAUAAAAAUAAUAUUUUGAAAAUAUAUAUAAUGGCAAGUAUAGAUAUUAAAGAUUAUUAGUGGUACAUCAGAAAAAUUAUAUGUUAAAUAUACAUUUAGAUGGAUAAAAAUAUAUAUUGAUAAUGUAUAGAUAUUAAAGAUUAUUAGUGAUAGCAUCACAAAUAUUAAAUAAAUAAUAGCUACAGAUCAGUUUUUAGAAUCAGCUUUACCACAACACCAGACGUCUGGAGGAAUACAGGAAAAUGAAAUUUCAAAGUAAAAGUUAUAUAUAUAUAUAUAUAUAUAUAUAUAUAUAUACACACACACAUACACGUAUGCUUAUAUAUAUCACACAUACAUAUACAUAUAUGUAUAUAUAUAAAUGAAAUAUUAACUGAAAACUAAGCAUAGUCAGUUAAACAAGUAAUUGGAAGUUUUCACCACAGAGGAGUUGAUCACAAAUAAGCAAACUAACAAAGACAAUAAUGAGGGAGAAAGAACUCAAAACAGGAAGGGUAAAGUGAAUAAAAAUACUGAUGAGUAAAGAAAAGCAAUGAAAGAAAGAGAAUAGGUUGAUUGUUUAUAUAGCUUAAUCAAAUGUCAAGGCAUCAUUUUUUACAGCAGCUGCUUACAUUUUAAUCUCAAACUUCAUGCUUCCAAAUCAUUUUUAAUCUCAUGGACAUAGUCUUCUAUAUCUGAUUUAAGCCAUAAAGCAUCCCACUUCAUUGCCAGGAAAUCCAUGACUCUUGCCAAUAUUUUUCUAAGGUGAAGCUUCCAUAAAAAUAAAAUAAAUCCUAUGUCCUUUUUGCUACUAUAUUUAACACCUGUGUUACAAGUAUUUAACAUGUUCUUCUCAAUGAGGAGACAGCAUACAGAUGAUGUGUGAGGACAGAUGCUAUCAUACAGCGUAACUCUGUGCAAACUAAAGUGGUUUUUGAAAAAGAUGACACUGUUGACUUCAGCACCAUUAAAAUUGAAAAAAAUAUAUUUACCAAAGGGAAAAGGCUCCAAAAAUGAAAAAAAAAAUCAAAGGUGAAUAUCUAAUCAAAUAAGGUAACAAGAAUUAAAAUAUGUGACUAUUAAAAAUUUUAGACCCUUUCAAAUCAAUAAGAAAUAUACUAAGAUCCCCAACAUUAUGAAAGUUUAGAAAAGACUUUGAAACAAUCUGUUCACAGAAUAAAUAGAAAUGGCCAAUAAAUGUAAGGAAAUAUAUUCUGCCUAUAGAAAUCUAACACAUAAAAAUAUAUCUAACAAGGAGAUCUAUCAUGUUUUAUGUUUUGACCAUAUAAUUAGCUGAAAUAGCAAUAGUGCUCUAUUACUAAACUCUAACAAAAGUGUAUUCAGACAGACAUGCCUCAAUGCUAGUAAUAUACACUGACACAGUUGCUCUAGAAAGAAAGUUGACAAUAAGAAACAACUGCCUUAUAGAAUAUAUACUCAAAUCCAGUUUUUCUAUUUAUAGAUAUCUCUUCUACAGAAAUAAGUAGGAAUAUGGAAAAGGAUUUUGUAUAACGAUAUACAUCUCAGCCAUAAUUGCUAUACAAGGGGAGAGGGUGCACAAUGUUUACAUAUUCAAAGUAAUCUCUUUUUCCAUAUGCAAUAAAAGCCCCCUUAUCUGAAUGAAAUCAAUAGUUAUUCUGUUAGUGGGAAAAAGUUGACUAAAGCAAAAAUAUUUUUUUAAAUGAUGCAUCUAUACUGUAUUAGUUAGGAUUCAUUUUGGCUUCAAGCAAGAGAAACAAAACAUAGCAAUGACCAAAACAGGACAAAUUUGUUUCUUUUUCAAAUGAAAAUCUAGAGGUAGGUGGUCUAGUGCAGGUAUGGCCCUCAAAAGCAUGCCAAACUGAAACAGACACUUUCUGUCUUCUUGCUCAGCCAUCUGUCGCCCACUAUUCCUAAUUUCAGUUCCAGCAAUCAUGCCUACCAUGCAAGAGCAAAGAUGAAAGGGAAGAAGGAGGAAGAGAAGAGCAUUCUUGCAUCCAGGGAAAAUUUCCUAAUGUUGGAUGCACCAUUUUCCGUUUCAUUUCAUCCUUAGAUGGGAAAUGUAAACUACUCUAAGCAGUCAUGUGUCCAAAUGAAAAUCAAGAUUCUUUCAUGAUUUAGCUCCUCCUCAGCCUUUGACUUACCAUUGCAUGCUACUCUAGGCUAGGCUUGCAUGUAUAAGUCUUUCAGUAACCAAAUGUGUGGAUAAUGCAGAUACGUGACAGAGCUGCUCUCACAUGAAAUGACCUUCUACUUCAACCAGAUGUAAGCUUUCACACGAUUUCAAAUUACUGAGCUGUUGCCAUCAGGGACAAUACUCUCUAAUACCCAGUCAGAUAUCUGCAGACAGUUACUAUCUUAAAGCUACUGGGCUUAAAUUCACUGACAAAUCAAGGUAAUCAGAGUUAAAUCACAUCUGCAACGCAGACAGCAAAGCAUAGCACUCAGACUCCUAGGAUGCCAUGGCGUGAUUAGAAUUUUAAGGCAUUUGGAAUUCGGGAAAAUAAUGAUUCAAAUAUAGAUUAUAUAGGCUAUCAGAACAUAUUUGACUACCCUAUGGGAUAGCCUAAUCUUAAGAAGCACUCAGUGACCUUUUCUGUGCCUUGGAAUAUUUCUCAAAGGACCAUUUUAAGUCUGUAAAAUCUUACCCAGAUUAUAUUGUGCUGCUAAUUUGUUAUCUUCUAUUCCCUCCUUGCUUCAAGUAAUUCACCCUUAUUCUUUUUCAAUCCAAAAGAGACCUGUGAAUUCUACAUUCUUAAUGACAUGGAGGCCUAGCUAUAGAUACAGAUAUCAAUAUAGAUAUAAAUCUAAAUAUUUUUAACAGCUUUUCCUAAGUAUUAAACACUUUCCACAUAUUGACUUCUUUUCUUCCAAUGGAAGUGUCUCCUUCAAAUUCUUUAUGAUAACUUCCCAAAUGAUUGCAUACAUACAUGCCAGUUCUGGAAGACUGAAAGCAAGAGCAGUCUUUUUUUCCUGUAACUUUUCUAGCUACCUAGUCUUACUUAGAUCCCACAGUUAGACUGCCUUUCAUAAUUCCACAUUAGUUUCAACACAGAAUGCUUAUAGCUACUCACUACAAAUGUUAGUGAUAGUACCCUGCUUUGGUAGAAGUAUUCAGCACUCACAGAGUUGUAUUAAAAGCAUAACAGCAGAGUGCCUAGAUUCUAGACUCUAGAAAUAUAAAAGUAUUCAAAAGCCCAACACUAUUUUCUUAAGAUCCCUCUCUUAUCUUUAUAAGGGAAAGCAUACAAAUAUGUUGGUGUUGUACUGACAGAAACAUCAUGGUCAACCAGAGAUGGUAAUAACUGUCAGCCUAGAAAUGAAGAAAAAGGAAUUUUUGAUCCUUUAUAAAAUGCUGCCGCUUUUCUGAACUCUGCUUUUCAGCCUCACUCCUUUAAGACUAUAAUAGACACAGAUAGUAGAUGUCUGACUCAUAAUUACUCCCCCUUCUCUGAUAACAGCUUCUACACAUGAUUGGGCAGAUGUUUCUAUGGAAUGGCCUUGUUCAUACUAUUAAGCCCUGACCCUUGGCCAUGGUUGAAGGGUCUGGGUACAGGCAAUUAAUGCAAGCUUGACUAAUCAGAAAUUUUGCCAAGAAUUUUCAGACUAUAGUAUACCAAGGGUCUCAAUAUAUUCCUGAUGACAAGGGAGGCUAAGGAGCAAUUUACAAUGGACUGGAUGUUUGUGGCCCCACAAAACACAUAUGUAGAAAUCCUAACUCCCAACAUGAUGAUAUUGGGAGGAGAUGCCUUUGGAAGGUAAUUAGGUCAUGAAGGUGGAGCCCUCAUGAAUGAGAUGGUGCCUUUAUGAAAGGGACUUCAGAGAGCUCUCUUGCUGUCUUUCUGGCAUGAAUUGACAUGAAAAGCUGGCACUCUGCAGUCUAAAGGAGGGUUCUCACUAGAAUCUAAUCAUGCUGAUACCCUGAUCUAUUUCUCCAGAGACAUGGUUUUCUGUGUUUAUAAGCCACCUAGGCUAUAGUACUUCACUGUAACAACCCAAAUGGAAUAUGACAGUUUUCACGGCUACAUUACCUGCCACAUGGUGGUAUCUAAACCUGAAUUAGUGCAAUAUUUUCCUGAAGAAUGCAAGCAGAUUAAAAUGACUAUUGCUAGCCUCUAUCAAAAACUCCUGUUUCUUUUGCAUGCAUAUUUUAAAUUUCAAAUGAGAUAAGCAUAGAGAAAAUUCUGUGUGGAUAUGUAGUUAUAAUGCUAACAUGCAAUCUGUGUUAUGGUGAUAUCUAGGAAGUUAGGGUCUCUUUCAGAUUAUCCACUGGAUUUCCUUAAAAUAUGAGCUCAUGGAAGGCAUAUAGCAUUACUCUUCUGAGAAUGUUGGUCACAUUAUUUUUGUAGUACUCUCAGAUGAUUCUCUCAUAUCUAGCAUCUUAUUCAAUUAUUUGCCUCACUUCUUUUCCUAUAAAUAUGAUUGAUAGGAAAAUAAUGGUUAUUCUCCACUUGGAAAUAUGAGGGGUUUUCAAAAUGUUCACAGAAAAUGCAUAUUAUAAAAAAAAAACUAUGCAUGGAUUUUAAAACUUUACUGCACCAAAAUAAACUCAUACUAACUUGUCAUUACAUGACUGAAUAUGAUCUCAUUUAAGGCUCUAAGAAAGAUAAGACAUACGUUUGAAAAGAGCCCUUAUCAGAGAAACAUGCAUUCUGCUACAUUUAAAGCAAAAACAGACAUCAAAUUUGUCAUGAUGCUUAGAUAGAAGAAUGGUGAGCUCACUGACACUUUACAAAAGUUUAUGAGAAGAAUGCCCCAAAGAAACAAGUCAUUUGCAAAUGGACAACUAGUUUUAAGAAGGGAUGACAACACUGAAGAUGAAGCCCACAAAUGCAGACCAUCUACAUUAAUGUUUAAGGAAAAAAAUUUCAUCUUGUUUGUGACCUAACUAAAUAGAACCAAUAAUUAACAACAGAGACAAUAGAAAAGACCAUAGACACCCUAAUUUGUUAGCUUACACAAUUCUGAGUGAAAAAUUAAAGUUGUGCAAACCUUCCACUCAGUGGGUGCCAAAAUCAUUGAGCCCAGAUCAGCUGCAGACAAGAGCAGACUUUCAGUGGAGAUUUUAAAUAAGUGAGAUUAAGAUCCUGAAGAAUUUCUUUAAAGAACUGUAAUAAGAGAUGGAACAUGGCUUUACCAGUAUAAUCCUAAGGACAAAGCAAAAUCAAAGCAAUGGCUACAAAGAGUUGGAAGUGGUGAGUCACAGCAAAAGCAGACCAGUCAAAAGCAGAUGUUAUGACAACAGAUUUUCUGGCAGCUCAAGACACUUUGCUUGUCUUUGGCUUUGUGAAGAACCAGAGAAUGAUAACAUCUGUUUAUUACGAGGAUGGUUUCAGAAGGGUUGUCAAAGUAUUAGCAGAUAAAUACCUGGGAAAGCUUCCCCAGAGAGUUCUUCUUCACCAGGAUGAUGCUCUUGCUCAUUCCUCUCAUCAAAUGAGGGCCAUUUUGUGAGAGUUUCUAAAGGAAAUCAUUAGACAUCCACCUUAAAACCCUGAGUUCGCUACUUCUGACUUAUUUUUAUUUCCUAAUCUUAAAAAGUCUUUAAAGGGCAGUCAGUUUUCUUCAAUUAAUAAUGUAAAAAAGACUACCUUGUCAUGGUAAACUUCCCAGGACCCUCAGUUCUUUAGGGAUGGACUAAAUGGCUGCUAUCAUUGUUUACUAAAGUAUCUUCAACUUGAUAGAUCUUAUGAUGAGAAAUAAAGUUUGCAUUUUUUUA